AUGGCCUCUUCAUCACCCUUGUUUCUCGGAUUGGACUUGUCGACCCAGGCUCUCAAGGCCAGUCUACUCGAUGGCUCUCUUCACGUUCUCGCAGAGGUCGCUGUCAACUUUGAUGCCGAGCUGCCCGAGUACGGUACCAAGGGCGGUGUGCUGCUAGGGCCCGAAGGUUCCGGUCAAGUCUUCAGUCCUGUGAUGCUAGCAGUGGCAUCCUUUGACCGGCUCGCAGAGAAGAUCGAGGCAGAGUCCUGGCCUGUCGAGCGCAUCAGAGCAGUCAGUGCAGCAGGUCAGCAGCACGCCUCGGUAUACUGGUCAAAGAAUGCUUCCAAGCUCCUCGCGGGCCUCAAUGGCCAGAAAGGUAGCGCGAAGCUCGCACAGCAGCUAGAAGGAGCCUUCUCACGGCAGAUUGUCCCCAAUUGGCAGGACUCGUCCACCACUACCGAGUGUCAGGAAUUCGAGAGGCAUAUCGGCGGAGCUUCUAAGCUCGCAGAGAUCACCGGUUCGAGAGCAUACGAGAGGUUUACAGGCCCACAAAUCAUGCGCUUUAGAAAAGAGGAGCCUCAAGCUUACCUCGACACAGAUCGAAUCAGUCUGGUCAGCAGCUUUGUCACCACCAUGCUCUGCGCAGAUGGAGAGAUCAAGGGCAUCGAUGAGAGUGAUGCAUGUGGCAUGAACCUCUGGGACCUCUCUACUCCGACCCGAGGAUGGAGCUCGCCUCUGCUGGAGCUAGUCUCUGGAGAGGCUCAGAAGGGGUGCGAGAGCUUCGGAGGCGCUGAAGAGCUCUACCGUAAGCUCGGCCGGGUUGAAAGCGAUGGUGGACGUCCCGUAGGCAGGAUCGGCAAGUGGUGGCAGGAAAGGCUGGGCUUCCACCCAGACUGCAUUGUCUGCCCAGCCACAGGAGACAAUCCGGCGACCUUGAUGUCUUUUGCUCUCUCCCCCAAGGAAGCGCUCAUCUCCAUGGGCACAUCAGACACCCUCUUGAUCCCUACGCCCUUCUUCAGCACCUCGGACGCCUACCACGUCUUCUACCAUCCCGCACGCGUUGCACAACCCAAUGCCACCGAGAAGAGUGGGGGCGGCUCGUCUUCUGGAGACGUGAUCCCUACAGAUAAUGCCUUCUUCAAUAUGCUCGUCUACAAGAACGGUUCCUUGGCGCGUCAGGCAAUCCGGGACGAUUACAGUGGUGCUUCUUGGGAGAAGUUCGACGCAGCAGUACAAGCCGGCUGGCCAGCCACAUCUCCGUCCUCGCCAGCAAACCUAUCAAGGAUGGGCUUCUACUGGCUCAAGGCCGAGAUUAUUCCGCCCAAGGCACAAGGGAUCCACCUCUAUUCAAGCAACGGUGACUCUAGUGGCGCACAGCGCAGCUCUUGCUUCGACCGUGUAGAGGCAUUCCCUGAGCCAAUCCACCAUGCCUCGGCCAUUGUCUCUUCGCAAUUCCUCUCCUACCGGUCCCGCAUCGGAGCCAUCCUCGGUCUACCCUCCCCCUCCGAACAGUCUCUUCACCCAGACACCAAUGGAUCCUCGAAUGGCCACAGCAACGGCAAUGGGGUGCACAAGCGAACCGGUCUCCAAGGCCAACUACAGCGCAUGUACGCCUCGGGAGGCGCUUCCUCCAAUGCCACGCUCCUGCAGACGCUUUCGGACGUGCUGGGAUGUGAGAUUUGCAAGCCAGAGGAGGACAAGGGGACGAAUGCCUGCAGUGUUGGCGCAGCGCUCAAGGCUGCCUGGGCUUGGCGGCGGGUAGAGCUCGGCGCAGGCAGUGACGGCAGUGGUGCCCAGCCCUCCUUUGAGGAGUUCGUCCGAGACGCCAGGAGUCAGACUAAUCAGGCUGAACAAAAGGCACACGGGAUCAAGGUUCUCGCGCAUCCCAAUCAAGAGAGGAACGCGGCGUACGAAAGCUUCCUUCCUACUUGGGAGGAGCUGGAGAGUAGAGCUCGUCAGGGCAUAUAG
Molecule: messenger RNA, 1947 nt
Organism: Microstroma glucosiphilum
Lineage: Eukaryota; Fungi; Basidiomycota; Exobasidiomycetes; Microstromatales; Microstromataceae
Product: putative XKS1-xylulokinase
Exons: 2
Coding region: 1-1947 (648 amino acids)
Biological process (GO): xylulose metabolic process
Cellular component (GO): cytosol
Molecular function (GO): D-xylulokinase activity
Source: RefSeq, a predicted model, not a curated record